AUGGCUCAUCAGAGCACCGGGAUGGAAUUUACUCCCAUCCAGGGUGCCGAGCUACAAGACUUCCUUGGAGACUCCAACGCUACCACGUCUGGCGCACCCGAUGCGUUCAUCACGCACUACUGCCAUCUAACAUACUUAGAAAGGCACGACCUAAGAGACCUACUUUUUGCCUGGCUCGAGGUUUCCCACAACACCACCGACCUUCUCAGUCUCUGCCCAAUCACACGAUCUCAACGCGAGUCCUUCUUCUCCAGUAUCUUCUCUGACUGGGAUCCUUCCAAACCUACCUGCAGCCCAAAAUACAUACCUUAUAUGGGAACAGACGGAAAGAUUGAAGUUGGCGUAUGGAGCCAAGACCUCCCAAUCUCGCGCGAGGAACGCGAACGUGCCCUAGAGCAUGGAGAACAGGAACCCACUCGUCAACAUAAGACAGCCAGGCAGGCUGGUCAGAAAGCGUUUAUGGUUCCUUCAAUGGAAAAAACGGGCAAGAAAACCGUGAUCGCAUUCCUAUAUAUGGACGCGGAUGGUGAGUUCAAUGAUUUUCCAGGGCUUGUAACUUUCAAGCCAGGCGGCUUGACUCGUGAAGACUACAUGCGAAGAAGUAUCAAAGAGUACGACGAGAGCAAGACUUCCCGGGCUUAUCAAUACAAUAUCGAGGCCAUAAUUGACACUGCUCGGAAGCGAAUCGUCAAAUAUUGCAAUGACGGCUUUAUGGAAGGUCGACUGCCCGUAAGUGGCCACAGAGUCCCUACACGGGUUGUUUUCGAUCCGAUCUUGCCCCAAAUUGAGAGCGGUGAUGCCUGUUGGGAGACAUGA
Messenger RNA from Fusarium fujikuroi IMI 58289, 816 nucleotides. RefSeq lists its product as uncharacterized. The transcript has a single exon. The record is from RefSeq and is a predicted model, not a curated record. Lineage: Eukaryota; Fungi; Ascomycota; Sordariomycetes; Hypocreales; Nectriaceae. Bases 1 to 816 code for a protein of 271 amino acids.